UUGAGAUAGAACUAUAAUAUUUCUCUUGCUUUCCUAUCACAUCACACAUCCAGAAUGAGUUUGAACAUAAUUUUCCAUUUCAAUCAUAGAAAAAGUUAUCUUCGGUCAACGGUUCAUGCUCUUGUUCUGCCUUCCAUCUUUGUGUUUCAGCAGGCCCUCCCUUUAGCCUCUAGCACCAUGAUCUAUCUUCAAACUUUGUCUCGUCUUCCACAUUUCCAGCUCCACCAACUCAGACCCUUCACGUAUCUUCAUUAAUCCCACCACCAAUUUCAUCUGUACCAAUACUGAGAUAUCUCCAAAGCCUUUGACUUGAUUCACAAAUGUCAGAUAGUGAAGAAGAUGAAGGCUUUAGGUACUGGUUUCGAUGGCAAGUGCCUAUCUGUGCUUUGAUGCUUCUUGUUUCUGCCACAACAGCUUUGAUGCACAUUACAAAGACCAAACCAGGUCCCUUGAGUUACAAUCACCUCUGGAUUCCAAGCUGGAGAAAUCUCAAUCCUCUGUGGCUCCUCGCAUACAGAGCUUUAGCUUUCCUCUGCUUGGUUCGCAUUCAUUUUGAUAGCAUUACCUUGGAUGGAGCUUUUUCUUUCUAUUUUUAUACUCAGUGGACUUUCACUUUAGUUAUGGUCUAUUUUGCGCUUGGGACAAUAGUAUCUGCACACGGAUGUUGGCAGCUCUUGAAGAAACCGCCGCUAGAAAAUGGGGAAAUGGAUGAGUUUCUGAGAAGGGGUUUGGAAGAUAGCAUGUCUACAAACUCUAAUGGCUAUAAAGAGAAAGAAAUUAAAGGUUCAAUCAUGUUGCAAAACAGAUAUGUUGCAGAAGAGUUUAACCAAAUAGCAGGGUUCUGGGGUUACCUAAUGCAAAUUACCUAUCAGACUAGUGCAGGGGCUGUCAUCUUAACAGAUAUAGUGUUUUGGGGUGUUAUUGUCCCAUUCUUGUCCAUUUCUCGUUUCAAGCUAAACAUGUUAAUGGGAUGCAUGCAUACCUUGAAUGCAGUUUUCCUUCUUUUGGAUACAGCUUUAAACAAUCUUCCAUUUCCUUGGUUUAGAUUCGCAUAUUUUGUGCUCUGGAGCUGUGCCUAUGUAAUUUUCCAAUGGAUCAUUCACGCCUGUGGUUUCACAUGGUGGCCUUACCCAUUUCUUGAGCUGAAUACCCCUUGGGCUCCACUAUGGUAUUUCUCGUUGGCCGUGGUUCACUUUCCCUGCUACGGCUUGUACUCAUUGAUAGUGAAAGCCAAAAUUAUGAUUCUUCCUAGACUCUUCCCUCAUUCAUUCUUGAAGUCAUAUUAGCUUGGUUGUAAAUUGUCAUCUCAAAUAGCAGGAACUUUGGAAAACAGAAAUUUGGAGUCUCUCAUUGUUUUUUCCCCUAAAAGGGUUCUUUCAAAUGCUUGCAAUCAGACCAGUAACUUUGGAUGAUUUGUACAGCAUGUUUGAGACACUUUUUUGUUGUUGAAUUAUUUGAAAAGUUCCAACAUACUUUAAACAGACAAA
This is a messenger RNA of Lotus japonicus, 1487 nucleotides long. RefSeq lists its product as uncharacterized. The coding region runs from base 321 to 1286 and encodes 321 amino acids. The record is from RefSeq and is a predicted model, not a curated record. Gene Ontology annotation, cellular component: membrane. The transcript is spliced from 8 exons. Lineage: Eukaryota; Viridiplantae; Streptophyta; Magnoliopsida; Fabales; Fabaceae.